AUUUGAUUCAGCAAUGGUGGCAUUCUUAGAAUGUCUGCAACAGUUUCGGGAUGAAGUUGAGAAAGAAGAUUCAAGUUUUAACCUUCCGUACAAGAUGAGCAAGGGUAAAAUCUAUGAAGGGGAAAACACUCACUAUUCUAUCAAAAUGCAGUUCAAUUCGGAGGAGCAGUGGACAAAAGCACUCAAAUACAUGCUGACCAAUCUAAAGUGGGCCCUGGCCUGGCUGUCAUCUAGGAAAAGUUUAGGGGAUUAG
Molecule: messenger RNA, 253 nt
Organism: Candidula unifasciata
Lineage: Eukaryota; Metazoa; Mollusca; Gastropoda; Stylommatophora; Geomitridae
Source: the annotation of a GenBank genome assembly